This is a messenger RNA of Schistosoma rodhaini, 1945 nucleotides long. The record is from the annotation of a GenBank genome assembly. NCBI's taxonomy places the organism in Eukaryota, Metazoa, Platyhelminthes, Trematoda, Strigeidida, Schistosomatidae.
UAAAUUUUUAGUUUUUCUUAUCCAAAUGUUAUUUAUAACUGAUAUAAAUCAUUUUAAAACACAUUGAUUUUUUCGGAUUAUUCAAUUAAAAACGGUACAUUUAAAGUAAUUAGUCCCUUCUUAUUACAUCAUCAAAAACGGUACAUUCAUUUUUUGUAUUUUUUUUAAACAACAUUUUCAAUGUUUUCAAUAUUUCAACGAACUAUUCAUUUAAAACAAUCUAUUCAUUUAGUUAUAUUUUGUUUUUUCUUAUAUAAAUUAACAGAAACAAUUUUACAAUAUGGUACACGUAUUGAAAUAUAUAAAAUUAUUUGUUUAUCAUUUAUAAAUUCAACAAAAAUAGAAAAAAAUAUUUGUUCCGGUGAAAAUGACAAUAUUGAUGUUGAUUAUGAUCAUGAUGAUGCUGUAAAACAUUCUAUAAAUGAUCAAUUAUUACCUAAAAUUCAAAGAUUAUCUGGAUAUUAUUUAUUAACCUAUCGUAUAUUGUUAAAUUUACCAGCUACAAUAGCUUGUUUUGUCUAUGGUAUAUGUUCAAAUAAAUAUGGUCAUAAAAUAUCAAUGUUAAUACCAUGUUUAGGUGCAGUUAUUGCAUGUACAUUAUUUUCUUUAAGUAUAUUACCAAAUAAUAAUAUAAUUCAUUAUUCUGUUAUAUAUAUUUUAAUUGGUGGAUUUAUUUAUGGUAUAUGCGGUAAAAGUAGUGCAAUUACAAUGGGAGCUAAUAGUUAUAUAACUGAUAUGACUAAUAUAGAUAAUCGUACAUGUAUGCUUGGUCGAUUAUUAGGUAUAAAUUGUCUUGGUUUAUCUAUUGGAACAUUAUGUCUUGGUUUAUUUUUAACAUUUUUAAAUUAUUCUAAUUCAAUUAUAUUUUGUGCAUUAAGUAAUUUAUUUAUUGUUUUAAUUUUAUUAUUUUUUGUGGUUGAUUCAAAAUCUGUUGAGAAUACACCUAUAUUACAUAAUAAUGAUAAUAAUAAUAAUAAUAAUAGAUCAAUUCACCUUACAGUACCUUGUACUAGAUCCAUGACAACAUCAAAUAAUCAUACCAUGAAACUAUAUGACUUUAUUCAAACAACAAUCAUUGAACAAUUUUAUCAAUCAUAUAAAUUUUUAUUUCCAAAAAAUUUAAAUGAAAAACAUAAAUUAUUAUUAAUUUUAUUAUUUACAGUAUUAUUUAAUCAAAUGACAAAAUCUGGUGAACAAGAUAUUAUAUUAUUAUAUUUACGUAAUGAACCAACAUUAUGGACUAGUCAAUUAUAUAGUUAUUAUUUAACAUGUUACUAUGGUUGUAUGUUUAUACAUUUAACAUUGAUACUACCAAUAAUUGAACAAAAAUUUACAUUUCAUGAUACAACUUUUAUUUUAAUUGGUUUAUUAUUAAAAAUUAUACGUUUAUUAUUAUUUAGUAUAACUAAACAUAAAGGAUGGUUAUUUUUUGGUGCAAUUAUUGGAUCAGCAGCUGGUUAUAUAACAUCAUCAACACGUUCUAUUAUAAGUAAAUUAAUUUAUAAAACAGAAAUUAGUUCAUCAUUUGCAUUAAUAUCAAUAUUUGAAACGAUAGCAAAUUUAUUUGGUGGUUUAUUAUUUACUAUAAUUUAUAAUUAUACAAUAACAUUUAUGGCAUCAUUUAUUUUUAUAUUAGAUGCAUUAUUACAUGUAUUAAUUAUGAUUUUAUUUAUAUGGUUACGUUUUAAAUUAAUUUUAUUUGAGAAAACUAUAAAUUAUGGAGAAAAUAAUCAAUAUUAUUAAAAACAAGACAUAAUAUAAGAGAAUAAAUAGAAAAAGAAAGAUUGAUGUAUAUUAUUGUAAUUGUGUAAUGAAAACAAUAAAAAAAAAUUAUAGAUUCACUUUUGUAUUGUUUGUUUAGAUCUUCUCAUUGAAAAAUUAUGAUAUACAUUAAGGAAAUUACUAAACUUGAAAUCCUGAUGGGAAGCGGAAAAGAGGAAGACCA